GAGGGCGGGGCGCCAAGAGCCUAGAGUGAGAGGCGGGCAGCCGGGUGCGGGGCACCUGGGGGCGGAGCCAGCCCGGCCGCCGAUAGGAGGGAUGUCCGGGGGCGGGACCAGCUCUCAGCCGAGGGGCGGGGCACCUGGGCGAAGCCAGCUUGUGGCCGUGGGCGGGGUAGAGCGCCGGAGGGUCCAGCGGAGACGCUGUGCUCGGUGAGUCUGGACGCACCGGCGUGGGCAUGCACCUUCUCUCUGGACGGUCCAGGACAGCCACGCUGCAGGCAGUGAGCACUGUGCCCGCUCGUGAUAACCCUUCCAGGAGUUUCGCCAGCGGCCUCACAGCAAAGAAGGGAAAAUGGCUUGUUUGGAGCAUUCUUUCCACAUGCCAGAUCUACAGGAACUUGCCGGAGUUCUGCAGAAGGGACUAAAAGCUAACUUUGCUGACGUCCAGGUCUCUGUGGUUGACUGCCCUGAUCUGACCAAGGAACCAUUUACCUUUCCGGUAAAAGGAAUCACUGCUGACGAUGCAUGGGGGACCAUAUGGGAUGCCAGGGAGAACCCAGGCAUCUGUGGGAAAACUAGAAUUGUAGAAGUAGGAGGUGUGCCAUACUUAUUGCCACUUGUAAAUAAGAAAAAGGUUUAUGACGUAAAUAAGAUUGCAAAAGAAAUCAAGCUUCCUGGAGCAUUUAUUCUUGGAGCUGGAGCAGGCCCCUUCCACACUCUCGGUUUUAAUUCUGAGUUCAUGCCAGUUAUUCAGACAGAAAGUGAGCACAAAUCUCCUGUAAAUGGAAGUUACAUCGCUCGUGUUAACCCAGCAGAUGGAGGGUGCCUGUUAGAGAAAUACAGUGAGAAGUAUCAUGGUUUUGGAUGUGCAUUACUGGCUAAUCUUUUUGCCAGUGAGGGACAACCCGGAAAGGUCAUUGAGGUGAAAGCCAAAAGAAGAACUGGGAAACUUAACUUCGUGACCUGCAUGAGGCAGACUAUUGAAAACCAUUAUGGAGAUAAGCCUGUAGGGAUAGGAGGUACUUUCCUAGUCCAGAAGGGAAAAGUGAAGACUCACAUCAUGCCUGCGGAGUUCUCUUCCUGUCCACUGAACUCUGAUGAAGCAGUGAAUCAGUGGCUGCGUUUUUAUGAGAUGUCAGCUCCUUUGGUUUGCCUGCCAGUGUUUGUCUCCAGAGACCCAGGGUUUGACCUGCGGCUGGAGCACACGCACUGUUUCAGCCACCAUGGAGAAGGUGGGCACUACCAUUACGACACCACACCGGAUACCGUGGAGUACCUGGGCUAUUUCUCACCCGCAGAGCUUCUCUAUCGUAUAGAUCAGCCAAAAGAGACCCAUUCAUUCGGGCGAGAUUAAAUCAGCUCAUACUUUAGAAAAAGAAAUAAUUAACCAAAAUGAAUGAACUGAUUCACUCAUCAAUACUGAUUGAUAGAAAUGAUCUCACUACUUAAACCCAAUUCUUUUGCCUUUUGUUUGGUUCUUUGGGUCAUACCUGUUUCAGGGAUCAGUAUGGCAGUACUUGAAGACCAUAUGGGGUGCUAGAGAUUUAACCCAGGUCAGCAAGCGUCUACCAGCUGUACUAUGGCUCUGGCCCUCUUUUGCCUUUUACAUGAAAUGUAUUAAUGAUGUUGGGCUCCUACUUUAAAAGUGCAUCUAAGGGGGCUGGAGCAAUAGCAUAGCAGGUAGGGCGUUUGCCUUGCAUGUGGGCAACCUGGGGUCCCCCAAGCACCACCAGGAGUAAUUCCUGAAUAGAGAACCAGGAGUAACCCCUGAGCAUCGCUGGGUGUGACCCAAAAAAGCAAAAAAAGUGCAUCUAAGGAAAUUACUGAAAACAAAAGAAUUGAAAAAUUCCUCAAUCGUUAAUUCUAUUGUAAUAGAUCAGGUUUAUGUUUAUACAGGAAUUACGAUUAUUAUCUAAUAGUAGCAAAUUACAUUUAACAUUUACAUUUUGAAGAUAGUCUAACAACUAAGUGGAUAUUUCUGAGUACAGUGGAAUCAGUGUUCAAAAUAUUGGUGAUCUUCAGAGUAUUUUUUGGCCCGGAGGAGCAGCACUGUGGGACCUUAUAGAACCAAGGUUGCACCUCCGCCACGCUCCUGCAUGGGAAGCAUCUAUCUCCCUAGCCCUAGAGUCAAAUUCUUAAAAUCUGAGGAUCUUUUAUUUUUUUUAUGGAAUAAGACAGUGAGAGGAAAUGACUAUAUUCCUCCCGAUGACACUAACCCUUCCACAGACACGAUUCUCCCUUCCUCGGAUGUCAAUAUCAAAGCAGUUUGGUGAUUAUUUGCAAGAGAAGGGAAAGAAAUAGCACCAAAGCACAAUAAAGUGUUUGAAUGUA
This is a messenger RNA of Sorex araneus (European shrew), 2325 nucleotides long. It is a transcript of the gene BKGD, whose product is annotated as chromosome 3 C11orf54 homolog. Gene Ontology annotation, molecular function: hydrolase activity, acting on ester bonds; zinc ion binding. Lineage: Eukaryota; Metazoa; Chordata; Mammalia; Eulipotyphla; Soricidae. The record is from RefSeq and is a predicted model, not a curated record. Gene Ontology annotation, cellular component: nucleus. The transcript has 10 exons. Bases 347 to 1348 code for a protein of 333 amino acids.